Molecule: messenger RNA, 858 nt
Organism: Ricinus communis (castor bean)
Lineage: Eukaryota; Viridiplantae; Streptophyta; Magnoliopsida; Malpighiales; Euphorbiaceae
Exons: 2
Coding region: 319-762 (147 amino acids)
Source: RefSeq, a predicted model, not a curated record
AAGUUUAGUCUAUUCGGGUCAAAAAGUUAAAACUUAAUUCAAAUUGUGAAAACGGUUUAAUAAACAACAAUUGUUCUCAAAUUUCGAAGUCAGAUCCCACCAAAACAUCUCCACCUGGGAAAACUGAAAAGAAAAAGAGCAGUGUCUGUGCUGUGCUCUGUUUCAGCUCUGCCGCCCCCAUUUAUUUGAAACUGAAUCGCCCACUUCUCAAUCUUUCUUAACAAGGUCUCGAAAAGAAAUACUAAACCCCAGAGGCAAGAAAAGGAAGAAAAAAAUGGAAGCUUAGAUUUAGAAGCACGAGAAGCCGAAGAAUUGAAGAUGAAGAGCAAGUCUUAUUUCCUUGUCAUUCUCAUUCUAGCUUGCUUUGCAGUAGAAACAGCAUCAGCUUCAAGGCCUGCCUUUCUCUUUACGAGAACAAGAGGAAGAUGCACUGCCCAGUACUGGAGUAGCAGGAGAGAGGCAUGGCCAAGGAUGGUGCCGCAGACAUCAACGGUGUCUAAUGUAUUUGGUUCAAGAAUAUUUGAACGGUACAGAUCUGGAUUGACUUUGUUAGAAUCAACGGCCAGGAAUGACGAUGAGAAUGUGUUCGUUGGGUUGUUGAAGCAGGCAAUUGCAGCACUUUUGAAUUCUUAUGCUAGAAAAGAAUUUGCAUACUCUGCUUGGGAAGUGAAGACUCUGUUUAUACAAGGUUUGGUUUCGGAAGGGGCUGCUGCCAAACUUGCCAAACAGUUCUCUAUUGCUAAUGAGGCUUGUAAUAAUUAAUGAGAGGUACAUUUUUCUAUGGUAGAUCAAGUGUCAGAUUAACACCAAAAAUGCAAAACUUGUUAAUUAAUUACAAUUUCUGGUUGUUUAAGGUAA